This is a messenger RNA of Anneissia japonica, 3007 nucleotides long. Its product is annotated as MYCBP-associated protein-like. The transcript is spliced from 20 exons. Lineage: Eukaryota; Metazoa; Echinodermata; Crinoidea; Comatulida; Comatulidae. Bases 113 to 2770 code for a protein of 885 amino acids. The record is from RefSeq and is a predicted model, not a curated record.
GUUGAAGGCAUACUAGACAACAACUGUUCAGCCUGUAACAUCAUUGAUGUUAGUCUUGCAUAAUCAAAGCUAAAUUUGAAUCAAGAGGCAUAACUUUGUGAUUUGAGCUGUAAUGGAUUUAAAGAAUAGAGCGACAGACAAGACACCUUCUAGGCUGUCUAAUGGCCGGAGCAGCUGUAGCUCUUGUAUUAGCGUAUCAAGGACUAGAACUAGAUCGGUGUCUACCAGCUCUUCAAAGCAGGCAUUAUCUAAUAAGAUGAAGCGGAACAAGAGGGAUGGCACACCCGACAAGAUGGUGAGUCCAAACAAUUCGCAGUCACAGAUGGAAGAGGAUCAGAUUCUACCAAGCAAGCAGAUUAUCAAUGGUGAAGACAUCCAAGCUCUUGCUAUUGACCUCUCACAGUUACAAAAGUUACGAGCACCUCGUCCACCAUCAGGUGAUAAAGCAAAAACUGAAGCUACACGAAAAGUGAUUGUGCGCAAGAUGAAAUCCAAGAUGGAGUUGGAUGCCCCCAAGAUGAAAACAAUGACGAUAGCUAAGCCAGCUACCCCCAAUGCACCUCUCAUGGCAGACGACUAUUCAGGCUGCAGUGGGCCUCGUUUUGACACCACUGGUAAGAUUAUACCACACAGCAUUCUUGGAACAGUAGACGACUUCAAAUAUGAAGCCAUGAUUCGGGGUCAUAUGAAAUCACCAGAUAAUUUAGAAGCACCAAGCCGCCCUCAAACCCCAAAAGUAAAGUUUGAAAAACCUCAGAAGGUGACCACACCAAGAGAUGCAUUUUUGAAUGAGAACAAUGCCCUUAGGAACUGGCAGAUGAAGAUGUUGGAACGCAAGAGGACACAAGGCUAUAUCUCCAAGUUACUACAGAGGCCAGCAGAUACACUAGUGAUGAACCAGGCCAAAGAAUACCGUGAGACACAGGAGCAACGGUACCAGUUAGACAGAGCAAUCCCAGCCGUCCAGUAUGGCAAAGGAUACCGUGUUGGCAGUGAGUUCUGGAAGCAACAGGAGAGGAUUGGGGAUGAUCUCUCUGGAAUACAUAUGACAUUGACACAGACAGAACGCGGAUACCCACCUCCAGUGGAGCAUAUUGGUCAUCCAGACACCGUUCAAAAGGAAAUGGGUGUUCAACUUGAAGGUGUACGCUCAUCUACACCAGUCAACUAUCCUUGGAAGAAAUCGACUUACUUCAAAGAUUGGAAGAAUAAACUGAGAGAUGUCAUGAUAGACCUGGAUGAGUUUAAACCAGAUAUAGAUAACCUCCAGGUGAUCGGACGGAGUAAAUCCACGUUAAUGGCUGAAAGGGAAGAUCAAGAACUGCUAAAAGAGGGUUCACUUCCAGCAACACUCCCUGAAAACCAAGAAAAUAUUGACCCCUUGGCUGGGCAACCAGAUCUUGAGGAACAGUUCAUUGGCCCAUCGUUACAGUUUAACGGAUUCAAGGCACGAUGGGCUGGUGACAGUCACAGCAUGAAGGGGCAGUUAGCCUGCUCAGCCAGGGUCACAUUUGAGGCGUUCUCAGGUGUUCGCAAUACCUCUCACCUGUACCUUGUGAAUGAUGGCACUACUACUAUCUAUUAUAAUUGGAAGAAAAUUCCCAAAGUAAAUCCAUUUGAAGGCUGUGCAACACCAAAAAUCCAACGCUUUUACUUCAACACCAGUAGUGGAGUGUUACUGCCAGGAGACAGCCUCAAGUUUCCAUUUGUCUUCAAGUCCCCUAAUGCUGGUAUCUUCACUGAGAAAUGGCAUCUAGAGACCAAGCCUACAGUUUGCAAUGGAGCUGACCUGGAGGUCAUUCUCAGAGGCGUUGCUCUACAAGAAGACAAGAACAAGAAGGCUAGAAAUGAGCUUGAGAGGGAGCUGUUGCACAAGCAAGCUGAAGCCAAUGUCCGCAUGAUUGUCGAUGAGCUUGUUGCAGGUGUCCGCACGCCUGACCGAGCGAGAUCUCCAGUCGACGCCUACAUUACAGAUGAAGAGGUGUUUGAAAGACAAAACCUUGGGAUGCACUUCUCCAACGAUGUUGUAAACCAGUUGAAGCAGGUGUACUUGGAGCAGUUUCCAGAGGAGGAGCGUGAGGGAGUAAGUUGGGAUCUUUCAGUCUCCAACAUGAAAAAGGAACUACUUGCAUUAGAGGAUGAAGAUCUAAGGGAAGAACUACUUAAUAAGAUGAACAUGGCUGUUACAUCAUUGUACUUCCCUCCCUUCACUCCAGCACAAACCAAAAUGUAUAAAGUAGGAUAUAACUUGAUAUCUGAAACUAUUGAUAAAAUGGUGACAAAUGCAAUGAUCUUGAGAAACAUGUUGGGUAUGGCAGAGAAGGAAGAGACCAUGCCAGAGACAGACCAGAUACUUGCAGCAAAUGAGAAUCUACGAGGAAUAGCGAAGGGCAAGAGAGAGAAGAAGAAGAAAAAAGAUAACAAAGAAGAGGAGAAAAAGGAUGGAAAGAAAGACAACAAAAAAGCAAAAGGAAAAGACAAAGAGGACAAAGAUAAAGACAGACCCAAGAGCAAGAAUAAAGGAAAAUCCAGGAUGGCUUCUAGCCCGACCCCCACAAGGGAGAGGAAACCACCUCAGGCGAAGGCGCCAGCAAUACCUAAAGAUAUGAGUCCAGUCAGCUGUGGCGACCCCGUUCUUGAUGCAAAGUUCAGAUCUAAGCUUUAUGUACAGAUGUAUGGUUUCCUUGGCGACAUGAUGGAGAAGAUGGUGGGCAUGUUUGAGGAUAUCAAAAUGGAAGAGGAUCAGAUAAUCCUGAAUGCAUUGUCAUAGCAACUGUACUACACCAUGCUCUAGAGAGUAGGAUGAGCUAAUGAUGAUGAAGGUGGAUAAAGAAAAAGAGGAAUGAAUAAAUGUAACAUUGCAAUUUUAUUUUAUAAUAUACUGGUAUAUUUAUUGUAUCUUAUUUCUCAAGUACAAGCUUACCCCUUUUGAACAUGAAAUUGGAUCAUUUUUAGGGGGCAGGGGCAAGGGAGUGGCUUACUUAAAGGCCAGAAAAUUCAAUAAUGC